Molecule: messenger RNA, 1946 nt
Organism: Ananas comosus (pineapple)
Lineage: Eukaryota; Viridiplantae; Streptophyta; Magnoliopsida; Poales; Bromeliaceae
Product: microfibrillar-associated protein 1-like
Exons: 2
Coding region: 161-1507 (448 amino acids)
Biological process (GO): mRNA splicing, via spliceosome
Cellular component (GO): U2-type spliceosomal complex
Molecular function (GO): RNA binding
Source: RefSeq, a predicted model, not a curated record
AAAAAAAAAAAAAAGUACAUCUCAUUUCCUCUUCUCUUCGUUGAAGGCGAUACUAGGGUUUCGUUCUUGGAAACUUUACUAUCGGAACUGAUCGACGCAUAAAAAUAGGGACUUAUUUUGCCUAUUCUGCAUCUAGGGUUUCAGCGAAGGCUCUUUUCCAAUGUCUGUGGCGGCGGGAGUCAGCGACGCGGCGAUCGCGGUGCGCGACAAGCUGCGGGGGAAGAUCGGGCAGACGAAAGUGAAGCGGUACUGGCCGGGAAAGGCGCCGGAGUGGGCCGACGAUGCCGAGGAGGAGGCCGACAUCCGGACCGCGCGGGCCGCCGCCCUCCAGAAGGCGUUCCCUUCCCACGACGACGGCGAGGGCGCCGCCGCCGACCUCCCGCCGAAGGACGACCGCCGCCUGCGCCGCCUCGCGGAAACCCGCGCCGAGAACAGAGAGGAAUUGCGAGCCGAUCACCGCCGCAUCCGCCAGGCCGAGAUCGUCUCCGCCGCCGCCGAAGAGGAGGAGAGCAGCAAGCUGGAGGGCUUGGAAUUGGAGGAGGAGGACGACGAGGAGGCGGUCGAGGAGCGGCGGCGAAGGAUUCGGGAGAAGCUGCUCCGGCGAGAGCAGGAGGAGGCCGCCGCCGCACUAUUGCCCGAGGAGGAGGAGGAGGACGAGGCCGCAGAGGAGGAGGAGGAGGAGGAGGAGGAGGAAUCGGAGUACGAGACCGACUCGGAGGAAGAGCAAUUGGGCCCGGCGUUGGUCAAGCCGGUGUUCGUCCCGAGAUCGCAGCGCGACACCAUCGCGGAGCGGGAGAGGGUCGAGGAGGAGGAGCGGCGGUUCGAGGAGCGCGUGAAGAGGCGGCUGGAGGAGAGGAAGGUCGAGACGAAGCAGAUCGUGGUGGAGGAGAUCAGGAAGGAUGAGGAGAUCCGGAAGAAUUUGGAGGCGGAGGCGAAUAUCGCGGACGUCGACACCGACGACGAGUUGAACGAGGCCGACGAGUACGAGGCGUGGAAGGGUAGGGAGAUUGCGAGGAUUAAGAGGGAGAGGGAGGAUCGGGAGGCGCGUCUGAAGGAGAAGGAGGAGAUCGAGAGGGUGCGGAAUAUGACGGAGGAGGAGAGGAGGGAGUGGGAGAGGAAGAACCCGAAGCCGCUCUCUCAGUCCAAGCAGAAGUGGAGGUUUAUGCAGAAGUACUAUCACAAGGGCGCGUUCUUCCAGUCCGAGUCCGACGACCGGGCUGCGACAGCCGGCACAGACGAGAUCUUCAGGCGCGAUUUCUCCGCGCCCACCGGGGAAGAUAAAAUGGAUAAGACUAUUUUGCCCAAGGUCAUGCAAGUCAAGCACUUUGGGCGCAGCGGAAGGACCAAGUGGACGCAUCUCGUUAACGAGGACACCACUGAUUGGAACACGCCGUGGACAACAAAUGGUCCUCUACGAGCAAAGUACAACGCGAAAAUGGCGGGCUUGAAUGCACCAAUUGCGAGACCAAAAGGAAGCAAGAAAAUGAAGGAUUGGGAUGUGAAAUAAUUUGGUUCGGAAGUUUUCCUUUCGAUGACCAGUUAAUUCUCACUGUCUGCUGCUUCAUGAAUAUCUAUUUUUGUAGGUGCUUCUUCAGAAUGCGGAGUUUUAUUUGAAGAUCUUCAAUGUUAUGUGCCUACUUCAUGUUCCUGUAUGUGAGUACAUUAGUAUGUAACUAGAAUCUUCAUUUGAUGAUGUGGACCUGUCGCCUCAGUUAAAAUCCUUCGGAGCAAUCAAAGUGUAGAGAAAUCACAUGACGAAUAUAUCCACUUAAUGAGUUCGCUAGUUUCAUGGUGUGAUAUGCUAGAGAUGUGCGCAUCUCAUUUAUACAACUAUCCUUUUUGAACGUGUGGUAAAUUUACAUAAUUGUGGAUCCGUGUAACCCGCGUCGUCUGUGGUGCCAACUUUUUUGAAUGUUAACCAUGUUAUACACAGUUUUUUCUGCUAA